AUGAUAAUGCAUCUUUUAAAAUGGAUACAAUUUGUGUCCAAUAAAGCCAAAUAUUCUCAUGUGAAGCACUUUAUCUCUUUAGUCUUUUGUUACACGUAGUGUCUUCUUGAGCCACCACCACACUCAUGUAUGCUUCAUUAUCCUUCCCUUCUUUUUUCCCUACCAUUUCUCAAAAUGUCACCACAACAUCAAUCUGCAUACCUGGCCACAACAAUUUCUACUCCGCCAAUCUUGCAAAAUCCGUUGCCCGUAGCCCACAAGUUUCAAGCACACGCUGUUGGGCGGCUAGACGACAAGUUAGAUAUGACGAUGAUGAAAAUGAUCAAGAAUAUGGACAUAAUGAAGAGAUAGCAAUUCUGGAAUUUUACACUCAGGUUGCCAAAGAAGAAGCACUUUUGGUUAAAGCAGUUGUGGACGACCAACAAGUUGAGCUUCUCAUCUUCAAGGGAUUUUCAUCGAGCUUGAGCUCAGGAACUUCUUUUGACCCAACAAGGAGUAUUCUUCCGGCAAGAGCAGUUAUACAAAGCAUUGAUCGAGUUAAAGGCCCUUUCGAUCCCUCCAAUAUUGACUAUAUUGAAAAGGACCUUCAAGUUGAUGCAUUUAAAACAGUGGUUCAGAAAAUAAAACGUGUUCAAUCCGGUCAUCAAUCCUAAAUCAAUUAUCGUUUACCAAGUGCAAUCCCAUAUCUCAAAAUGAGAUAUUGAUGUUUUUAGAUAUUCAAAAUUGUUCAUAGAUUUUGAUUUAAUUGGGACUACAUAAUAGGGUUAGAAUCAAAUACAAGUUUCCCUCUCAAAUUAGGUGUGAAUUGCCCUAAGGAAGUGUAUGUUUGUCUUCUUUAAUAGCAUACUUGUAUACCAUAGUGAACAUCAACAUGUGGAACACUUACAAGAAGUUCUAACCUUGUUGAGAGACAAUUAAUCAAUUUUUUGUGUGA
Helianthus annuus (common sunflower) is the source of this 934-nucleotide messenger RNA. RefSeq lists its product as uncharacterized. The coding region runs from base 126 to 653 and encodes 175 amino acids. The record is from RefSeq and is a predicted model, not a curated record. Gene Ontology annotation, cellular component: chloroplast. The transcript has 2 exons. NCBI's taxonomy places the organism in Eukaryota, Viridiplantae, Streptophyta, Magnoliopsida, Asterales, Asteraceae.